Molecule: messenger RNA, 3143 nt
Organism: Ahaetulla prasina
Lineage: Eukaryota; Metazoa; Chordata; Lepidosauria; Squamata; Colubridae
Gene: FASTKD5
Product: FAST kinase domains 5
Exons: 2
Coding region: 159-2567 (802 amino acids)
Biological process (GO): regulation of mitochondrial mRNA stability; mitochondrial RNA processing
Cellular component (GO): mitochondrial matrix; ribonucleoprotein granule
Molecular function (GO): RNA binding
Source: RefSeq, a predicted model, not a curated record
CGGCCGUUAAGGGGCUCUUCGCCGGAAGUGCGUGACGCCACCAGACCGGAAGUGGUCCUGCGGUGGGAGAAAGAGGAGCCUCGCCGAGCGGCCGUGUCAGAAAAGAAAAAGGAAAAAAGGGACGGGUAGGCCGUGUACCUGGCCCGGUAAUUGUGACCAUGUCUACGUGGAUAAUAUGCCGAAGAUUUUCAGGGCGAUCUUGUAAGACACCUGCAUUUCCCAAGAUGGAGAUCACGAAGAGCUUCCCCCAUGAAGAAGAGACCCAAAACAUCCAUAGAAGAGGCAGAGACCCCAAACCUGUCGUUGUGCUCAAAGCUUGGAAGCUGCCAGGGUACCAAUUAUGUUAUUAUCCCUCCAUUUUCCGGGAAUCGAAGUGCCUCCUUCCCAAGGAUGCCUUCAAAGGUUUGCGAGAAGGAGCGCUUCAAUACGUUUGUUCCAGAACUAGCAUUAGAUGCAUCCAGAAUGCACCCAACGUUCUCUGUCUGCCGAGGCUUUCAAGAGCAAAGAACGGUUUUCUAGAUUUGGGACACAGCAAAGCUUUCUGCACUCGGGCUUCCCCGAGGGACUCGUGGCUGCUGUCCUCCGUAAAGAAUGACAAAGACGAGGUCCGUUUAAAGUCUCCCGGCAGCAAGGAUGUGGCUAGACAAUUCCAGCAGCAAAGGCCCGGGUACCAAUCUCUGUGUUACAACCCAGAGGAGCACCGCCAGCCCCUUUCUGAUGAAGAAUAUCAUUUCAUCCUCCAGAACGUCUCCAUGUUGAAAGAGUACAUGAAACCCAAGGACAUCGUGAACUCUUUCUUCCGGCUGAGCCAUUUGCCGGCUGAAAAACACCAGGAUUUCAAAUCCAGCUCCAGAUUCGCGGUGCUGUGUCAGGGUGUCGUUAAGAACGCCCACCUGUUUGGGAACGUGGAGCUGAUUCUGCUUUUGAAGGCCUUUGUCGCCUUAGGCAUCCCGCCUAUCCAUUACAUGUUGAAAGUCAUAGAAGCCGAAUUCGUCCGACGAGUCGAGGACCUGAGCUUGAAUCAGCAGCUGCUGGUAGCCGAUCUGUGGCGUUGUUUGAGCUGCAAGGUCCCUCAGUAUCUGGACGCGAUGUUGAACGACGUCAGCAUGAACCGGAAGGAUCCGUCUGUGACCCAGUUGGUUCAGCUGGUCUACAUCGUCGGCGAAGGCCGGAAGGCCCCUGAAGAGUUAGUGAAGAAGUUGGAGGCCUGGGUCUUGAAACAUUUGCAUGCCCUCAAUCUGGAGGAAGUCGGGAUCAUCUGUUUAGGCUUCUUCAAGUCGCAAAGUAAUAUGUCCGAACCGCUCUCGAGAAAAAUCGGAGACAAAAUUUGUGGCUCCCUGGGAGACAUGAGCAAUUUUGCCAUCGUGAAUGUGCUCAAAAUGUUCCGUGGGGUUCACCUGGACCACCUGGACUUUCUGAAGGAGCUGGGGCAUGUUAUUCCUCCCAGAAUCUCCACUCUCAGCAUCCCGGGGAUCAUGCACAUCGCGUUUGCAUGCUCCUCGUUGCAUUAUUGCGACGAAGGCAUCCUGAAUGCUAUCGCGGCCACGGUCCCCUCCAAGGCGGCGGAGUGCCGUACCAAAGACAUUGCAAAAUUGUUGUGGUCUUUUGGAACCUUGAACUACCAUCCUCCCAACGGAGAAGAAUUUUACUCCAGCCUGUCGGAACAGCUGGAAUCGAGAUUGUUUGAAUACAAUAAAUUUCCUGAGCAUCUGAUCACUUCCUUAGUGGGGUUGGCCUUUGUGGAGCGUUUCCCUUACGAUUUGCUCGACUACGCGUUGAGUCCCGAGUUUAUCGAGUUAAGCAGCAUCUGUAAACACGAUCUCUGGAAAGAUUUUUUCACCCUCGACGGGACAGUGGGAAUCGAGUGCCCGGGCUACACCGGCAGCCGUCUGACCGCCCAAAGCAAGCAAGAGAUGGCGGAAAAAAUGCGGAAUUAUUUCUUGAAGCAUGAAUUCAACGUGGCUUGGUCCCUCCUGGAAGACGUGCUGGGCGGCCCCCAGUUUGUCAAGCUGCACGCGGUCUUGCCUCACAUCAGGUCUGUGGAUUUAGAAAUCCGUUUAGACGUCAACCGAAAGCCGUUGCCGUUUAAUUUGGAAGGCACGACGGAGGGGCGCUUGGAAUUGAAAAAAAAUGGCGCCUUCCUCACCGAUAACAUCAUUAAUCGGCUUUUGAAAGGGAAAUCGCUCAGCCAGCCCGGGAAAAGCAAGAAAGACCAACGUAUUCAGGAAAGGGCAGAAUUUCGCGGACUGCCUAUUUGGAAAAAAAUGGAAUUUUCCGAUGCUGGAUCCAGUUUGGAGAUUUCAGCUGAUGCCAAAGCAGAAGAACGACCUUGUCCAAGAAACCAGGAGGAGCAGGAAUGUCUGAAGUUAGCCCUUCAGGUCACCAACCGCAACCAGUACAGGUAUCACUCAAGGGAGCUGCUGGGACUCCACGCCAUGAAAAGGAGGCAGCUCCGCCAAAUUGGAUAUAUACCAGUAGAACUGCCUUUUUGGGAGUGGUUUCCGUUACUUAAAUGUAACCGGGAGGAACAGCGGAAGUAUUUGUACCAGAAAGUGUAUGAAGGGUAGCCAAAACAUUCCAUAGAACCAAAUUAAAAAUCCCUGUGGCGAUGACUUGAGUUUUUAGCUUUUGAGAUGACAUAGAUCAGGGGUGUCAAACGCGCUGCGUCACGGCAGCAUCAUGUGAUGUAUCGGGACUUUUUUUCCCCCUUCGCUAAACUGGGCGGGGCCAACACAUGACGCAUCUGGCCCGUGGGCCGUGACUUUGACACCCCUGACAUAGAGGGAAGCCCAUCUUCUGAACAACACUUGUAUUUCCCAGUUGUUUAAUUUCCGAUUUCAUUCCCUUUGCAAGGAUCCUAGAGAAUAUUUGAGGAGGGGGUAAUGCUAGCUUUCAUCAUGUCUCUUUGAAUGUGAAAGGAUUUCACUGUCAUCCGUAAGAAAAUAAAACGUAACUUCUAAUGCAGUUUCAUUUGACUUACGCUUCAUAAUUUCGCAAAGGAGCAGCCGUCAUAACUGAAAAAAAACCAAGGAAAGCAAAGCUUUGCGAAUAUUCAUUACAGCUUUGCGAAUAUUCAUUACAGCUUUGUGAAUUUUUAGUGUGUCUAUGUCUCUCUCUCUCUCUCUCUCUCUCUCUCUCUCUCU